GCACAGUGCUGCGGUGCAGGAGGGAGAGAAGGCGGCAGAGCGCAGCAGCGUCGGGCGCCCAGCUUCCAAUUUUCCAGAGCGCGUGCGCCAGGGGCGCCAGAACUCGCUCCGGGGGUGGCCUCCUGCCGAGCCCAGGAGUCGCCGCCGGGUUGCGGUGACAUUGUGGGAGGGAGGAGGAGGAGACUCGGCUGGAAAGAGGCGGUGCUGAGGGAAGGAACGCGCGCCUUGCCUUGCGCCCCUGGCUUGUGCGAGCAGCUGCAGCGAGGCAGCCAACUUGUACCCGUGCUGAGGCUCUGGCGCGCAAGGGCUGGAGGUGGCUGCCUGGCUGAGUCUCGCCGCUGCUACUGCUUCUCCAGUCCUUCCAGUUCCUCUCUCAUGCUUGGCCAGAGGCUGCUGGAAGCUGCAGACUAUAAAUAGCAGAGGCUACGGAGUCACUGCGUGCUACACGCCGAGGAGAAGAGAGGCUGCCGCCGCCACGGCUUUAUUGGGAGGCAACCAGAGCUGCUGAGUCCUGGUGUCUGCUCGGCCCAAGAGUGCCUCCGAGAGCAACACCUGGCAGACUCCAGCCAAAGAUGCCGGAAGCCUCCAGCAGAAGACUCCAGAAGCUGAUCUUGUCUGCUGAAUAGAUCUUGCUCACUUCCAACCAAUUCAUUAGCAUCCCUAUUAUCAUCCACCUCAUCUUCUUCAUGAACAGCCAGAUGCGAUACAAUGCUAAGGAACUGGCAGCACUGGCUAGAAGGCCAUCAUCUUGUUUUGACAAGGAAGGAAAUCUGAAGAUAUGCAGAGUGUUCGGGGAUGGUAAAUUUAUAGAGCCAAGAGAGAGAUGGUGUCGUCUGAAAGGGAAUCUCCUCUUUCUAAUGAAAAAUAAGACCAAGAGCUUUGAAGCCUCUGAGGUUGUAAUCCUGGAGCGGUGCUGUAUUGUGGAGCUGCAGAAUAAAGCAGAUGCUUCAGUAGUACUCAAGUUUCAGAGUGGAGAACCAGACCUUUACCUUGAAGCUGCAUCAAGGUCUGACUGUGAAUCUUGGGCUGUGGCACUUGGAGAGGCAAAUUCUGAAGGUCUGCGGAAUAAAAUUCAGCAGCUCCAGAGUCUGAUCAUGGAAAUCAAGGAAGAGAGAACAGCAGAUGAAGUACAACAAUUUCUUCCAGCAGCACAAGCAGACAGUCUUGCAGAGCCUAAGCUUACAAGUCUUAAGAGGACUCUCAGUGAAUCAAAGCUUGAAUUCAGUCUUGCAUGUAAAGAUCUAGUGGCUCCUACUCGUGAUCGGAAGCUGAAUACUUUUGUGCAGAUCACAGUGGUGCAUCCAGGGGAACAGAUUUCAGCAAGAUAUUCCAACACGGAAAUUGUGGAGGGAACAAGAGACCCUCUGUUUCUGACUGGUGCAACGUUCCCAUCGGAUUACCCUAUCUAUGAGGAGACAAAAAUAAAACUUACAGUAUAUGAUGUCAAGGAUAAAUCUCAAGACACGGUCCGCACCAGCAUCCUGGCAGAACACAAAGAGCCAAGGACAGAUACUGGGAGAAGCUUUCUGGGUUGUGCUUCAUUUAAAGUAGGCGAUUUGGUGAAAUCAAAGGAGCAACAAUUGACUCUUAGCCUGAGGAGCUCGGAUGGUGGAAAGACAGUUGGCACCAUAGAUGUCAGCCUGGUGAAGAUGGGGGAAGCCGAGGAUGGGGAGACAGAUCACAUCACAACAGAUGUGCAGGGACAAAAGUGUGCCUUGGUUUCUGAGUGUACAUCUCCUGAAAACCUCAGUAGUAAAGACAACUUACCUUUAUUAAAUGCAGUGUUAAAAAACCCGAUCUGUAAGUUGUAUAGAUUCCCUACUUCUGACAACAAGUGGAUGUGUGUACGAGAACAGAUGUCUGAGAGCACUCUUUCUUUUCAUAUUCCCAAGGAACUCAUCAAUCUGCAUAUUAAGGAGGAUAUGAGAAGGAAUCAGGAACUUAAAGAACUUGGGGAACUUGCUCCACAUUGGGAUAAUAUGCGCAAAAGUGUUGUUGCCCAUUGUGAUCAAAUGUUGAGCCUCUACCAAGACAUGUUUGCAGAACUUGGAAAGUACACAGGCUCUUCCUUCAAAUCAAGCUGUAGUAAAGGGGAAAAGACACUAGAAUUUGUUCCAGUCAAUCUACAUCUGCAGAGAAUGUACGUGCAUAGUCCUCGGCUGAAAGAUGUUCUAUAUGAUGUCAUCACAGUAGGAGCCCCUGCAGCACAUUUUCAGGGUUUUAAAAAUGGGGGUCUUCAGAAACUGUUGAAUAAAUUUGAAGCAGAAAGACGAAAUACUGGGUACCAAUGUAUUUACUAUUCACCUGAAAACACAGCCAAGGCAAAAGAAGUUCUCAGUAACAUCAAUCAUCUGCAACCUCUCAUAUCAAGCCAUGCAGACCUGCUGCUUAAUUCUGCAAGGCAGCAUUUGCCAGACAGCUUGAAGAAUUCCUUAAAGAUGCUUUCAGAAACGACAGAGUUAUUUGUGCAUGCAUUUAAGGAUCAGCUGAUCAGAAGUGCCCUUUUAGCUCUAUACACAGCCCGUCCAGGUUGUGUCUUAAAAAAACCAGCUGUGCCAAGGAGUAGUAUUGAAGAGGGUGAAGAUCAGCCAAAUCAGGAGCAUCCAUCCCAGAUGAAGAGACAGGAUUCUAUACCUCACCAUUCAGAAUAUGAUGAGGAAGAGUGGGAUAGGGUGUGGGCGAAUGUGGGAAAGAGUUUAAACUGCAUUAUUGCAUUGGUGGAUAGAUUGCUUGAAACAGACCACACCCCCAACUUCACUAAGAAAAAAGAAAAUGACAGUGACCCUUCAACAGCAGAACAUGCGACAUCUCAUAUUAGUGGUGACUGGUAUGAACAGCUUUAUCCACUCACAGUUACACUGAAGGACUGUAUUGAAGAGGUGGUGACUAGGGCAAAGCAAUCAAUGUCUUUUGUUCUGCUUCAGGAGCUUGCCUGUAGUUUGCCACAAUGUUUAAUGCUGACCCUAAGACGAGAUAUUGUCUUCAGUCAAGCACUUGCAGGAUUGGUCUGUGGAUUUAUAAUGAAACUACACUCCAGUUUAUGUGAUCAAGGCUUCCUACAGCAGCUUCAUACAGUGGGGUUAGUUGUUCAAUAUGAAGGACUCCUCAGUACAUACAGUGAGGAGGUUGGAAUGCUAGAAGACAUGGCUGUGGGAAUAUCAGAUUUACAAAAAGUAGUGUUCAAAAUAACUGAAGCCAAAUCAGAUGACCUCUUGCCUGCUAUAACAGGAAGACGGGGACAUUAUGUAAUAGAAGUCAAGCUUCCAGAAAAAAUGUUUGUAUUGCUGCCACAAGAGAUCAAAGAAGGAAAACUGCUUCAUAUAUAUCCAGUCCUCUUUAAUGUUGGAAUCAAUGAACAGCAAACACUUGCGGAAAGGUUUGGAGAUACCUCUUUGCAAGAAAGUGUUAACCAGGAGAAUUUGGAACUGCUAAAGGAGUAUUACAAGUUGUUCACAGAAAAAAUGCCUCCUGACUGCCUACCACAUUUUCAAGAACAGAAUGACUUAAAAGGAUUACUAGAAAAUCUCCAUCAAAACAUUCAGGCUAAAAAAAGAAAGAAUGUAGAAAUCAUGUGGCUGGCGGCAACGAUUUGUCGCAAGCUAAAUGGAAUCCGGUUUACCUGUUGUAAAAGUGCCAAAGAUAGGACAUCAAUGUCAGUGACAUUGGAACAGUGUUCAAUUUUAAGAGAUGAACAUCAGCUGCACAAAGACUUUUUUAUCCGUGCACUGGACUGUAUGAGAAGAGAAGGAUGCCGCAUAGAGAAUGUACUGAAGAAUGUCAAAUGCAGAAAGUAUGCUUUCAACAUGAUACAGCUGAUGGCUUUCCCAAAGUACUACCGACCACCAGAGGGGACAUAUGGAAAAGCUGACACCUAAGCUUUAGAGAGAGAGAAAUUUGUGCAGAAUCACACAGCUAUGCUCAUUAGUUAACACAGAUUGCUUUGUGUGUCUCACACUGAAGUGUCUAAGGUGGGAGGAGGGGGACUAGAAGUUAUUUUUACCAAACUGUAACAUCAUUUGAAAAAGAAACAUCAAUAAAAUAUGGCAGGGUGAGUGUUCUGGCAAACAGCUAAGUAAGUUAAACAAACACAGCCUUUCCAUAAAAACUAGACUAUCUUACAAGCAAACAGAAUUAAGGCUUGAUCAUUAGUCCAGUAGAAGGUCAAAUGUUGACUUGACUUGGGAUCACCAUGUUGACUUGGGAUCACCAUGAGUCUAGACUUGAAGCAAAGCCAGUUCUGUAUUAAGCAGCAAUGAAUAGCCGUAGGUGCUGCCUACUGGAUUUAGGACAAAGCUAAGGUGCUACUGUGCUAUGGUGCAUAAGAUCCAGGACACAUUUUGAAAAUGAGUGUUAAUCUUGGGGGCACUGAUUUACUAAAUAUUAGGUAGUAUAUUCUACUCUUCUGGGUUAUCUUUGUAGUUAUGGCUACAUAUGUUAAUGUUUUUUUAAAAAAACAAUCUUGAUUUAACACGCUUUAUCUUGGACUAUCAUCCACAAAUCUCAGUAGCAUGUUUGCUGCAGCCUUUGAGGCAGAAUCUAGAGUAUUAUGGGCCAAUCUCUGUGAUAUUAAGGGACAACAUAUGUAAGCAAUAUAAAACAAGUGUUGCCACUGGAUUCUCUCCUCUGUGCACUCUAAAUUUACAGAGGGGACAUGGAGAUUUUACUGGUGUAGAAUAAUUUCUGUAUUGAAUAAUAGCACAUCCUUUACAUUCAACCUACAGAAGCAAAAUAAUCAAGGUAAAGAACUGCAUUACAACUAAUCUCAACAAAUUAAUCUCAAGUUUAAGAAUGUUUUUACAUGCUGCGAACUACUUUUAAUUUGGAAUAUCUCACUUAACAUUAAUGUAGAACAGAAAGGAAAGAGUCGUUUAUAAGUCAAAUGUAUGUGCUAGCCAACAUAAACUUUAUAUUUGAAUGAUCACAGAAGGGGAAAAAAUUGUGCACGAGGGGUGGGGGAUAAUAAGCCCCACAUGUGAAUAUAAGAACAAGUUGUUAUAGCAACACACAAGAAAAGCUUCAGCCAAGUUAUACUACUAUAUUACAUUUCUGCUUUUGAAACAAUGAGAUUUAAGUCAGUACGUUGGACAUCUCUACUGUUUCAAUGACAAUUGGUAGUGAUGGCAGUGUAAACCUGUUGAGUGGUUUCCAGCUGAAGCUACUAAAGAAAUUCUAUUGAAUGUAACAGCAAUGUCAAAAAUUAGCAAAGAUGCAAAUAACUCAGCCCUGCAGGGGUGGGAAAUGAUAGAAUAUCAACACAUAACCUGUACAGCUUUCCUUUUGCUCCUUUUUGAUGUGGUAUAAGUCUGUGUUUGUAUCUAAAUUAUAAAGGCGCGCCGUAUUAAUGGUGCUAUGCUGACCAGAAAACCCAUACUAAGUAACUUUUUAAUGCGUUCAAAAAUUUGGGGCAUAGAUGAAAUUGGGUUCUCAGAGUGAAACAUUUGCUCUUGUGUUGUCAUGUUAAAAGUGCCAGGUUGCCUUUUUAGGCCCAUUAUGUGUUAAUCUUGCUUGUGUGAUUAGUCCCACUUAAUUCAAUAUAUUUCAUCCUCAUUUUACUUAUCAUAAACAUGAUUUAAUUAAGAAUGAAGCCAGUACCUUGUCACUACAGUAUCCUGUUAUGCACUUUGGGGUAACCUAUGUCCUGUAGCAAAGUAACAAACCAAACUGUAAGGAAUACCUCAAUGUAAUGUAACAUUUUCACGUUAAUAAGCAUCUCUACAUGCUUAUAUAAGUUAUCAAUAUAAAAUAUAAAGUUAUCAGUAAGCAUCUCAGUGCUCUUCACAAAAUAUGUCUGAACUGACAUGUCAUACAGGGUGUUUGGGUUGGUUUUUGUUUAUGACAAUGUAGUUCUUGCUAACUACAUAUAAUGUGGCUAUUAUGGAAUGAUCACACAGAAAGAAAACCUGUAUUCUCUUGUUGCCUUAUGUCUCUUGUGGUAUGUAUUGUAAUAAAAUAAAAGUAACACAUGUACUGUAAUCAGAAAUAUAAAUUUCUGACUGAAAGCAGCAAACCAUUAAGUCAGGGAAACUUAUUUGCACUAGAAAUUUUAACAAUCAAAAGCAUAAUUCAGGUGGUUCUUCACAAGCUGCACUGAAGUCAAUGGAAGCUGUACAAUAAUGCUGCCACACAUUCGUUUUAGUGGGGCAUGUGCAGGACACAGUUCUAGAAUGUGCCCCCAGAUUCUUCAAACUGCAUAUAGAUGGACAAAUAAGCAUCUCUCUCUUGUGAUCAAUUACAGAAAGCUGUCUUCCAAAUAAUGUUGCUGCUUUAAGUAAAUUAAAGUCUGGACUGGUACUUUUAAAAAGCAUCAUUAUUGAAGCUUUAGGUGCCUUUUUCAAAGAUAAUGUGUUAGCAAUUUACCUCUGGAAAGGUAUAGUACUUCAGGAGCUUGUUAUUUAAUAUUAUUUUUAUAGAAAAAUAAGAUGAAUUUCCCCCCACUAAGAAACUAAGCACUAAAAAUUAUGAAUAUAGGAAACUGCCAGGUGUACUUAAAUAUAGUGCAUUUUAAAUUAUGCUCCAGAACACAAUGUUACUGAGUCAGCAUAAACAGCUCGCUGACAUUUUUAAAUUAUUUAAUAGUAUAUAGAGUUUUCUGCAUGUAAAAACCACUUGUUUCUACAGCACUUUCAAUGCCAUUAGACUUUGUUUGCCCUUUGUAUAUUACUUCUUUGGCUAUUUUUUUAAAGAAUGAUGCAUCCAAGUGUAUAUUUCCAGUUACUCACACAAUGCUUUAAAUAUUUCAACAUACUUUAAAAGGAAAAAAUGACACACAUCUGUAGGUCAACCACUGUAGAAUAAUACUGCACAGUCCUUACAAAAAUAAAUUUCCUGAGGCCAGAAAUACUGAGAUUUUACCUUUAUGUUUCUAUAAUCUUAUAAUAUGUGGGUCAUCUUUCAUCUGUGCUACCAAACUCUCAGGGAAUUAUGAUCUUCUCUUCUCUGCAUGCAAACUUUGACUGCAAUAUUCUAGGUAAAAUGGAGAUUAUUGUGAUAUCCCAAAGAAGAAUUUGUUUAUAAUAGCCCUGGAGCCUAUGGCCACAGUUCAGUGAACUGCACUGGAAGCCCCAUGUGCUCAACAGAACUUUGGAUGUGCAUUUCUUGAAACAUGUCCUAGGAAGUUCAGAAAACUAUUUAUGAAACUCAGAGGAUUUUUCAAAAGCAGUACUAGCAUGGCAAGAUAGGCAAAUUAUAUUCCAAGAGAAAAAGUCUAAAGGUCUGUUGGGCAUAUGAAAGCCUUGGAGCAUGGUCAAAUAAUUCUCUGAAAUGUAGAUCAGAGCUCUAGUUCCUCAAGUAACAGAGCUGCACAAAGCCCCAUUCAUCUCAAUAAAGUGUCAUCAAGAGUAGUGAUCAGUGAAUUGUUCUUGGGACCUUUAAAGCAUUUAUCACGAUUCAACUCAUUAUGAUGACAAUCCAAAGAACACAUGCUUUUAAUUAGGUUAUUGAGUAAGCUGAAAGUAACAGUGAUAGCUUUCCUCCUCUUUGGCUGACUUAGACAUUCUGAACUUUUUGCUUUCAUGCAUGUACCUUCUUUUACUUUGUCAUUUUCCCUAUUGGUUUAUGAAUUGCAAUUAUUGCUGUGUGUAAGUCAUACCCAUUGUACAUUGUGUGUGUGUGUAUUUUUAUUUAAAUAAAUUUCUCUUAUUUUUCAUAUUA
Messenger RNA from Hemicordylus capensis (graceful crag lizard), 7650 nucleotides. RefSeq names its product inositol polyphosphate-4-phosphatase type II B (gene INPP4B). Bases 687 to 3875 code for a protein of 1062 amino acids. Gene Ontology annotation, cellular component: cytoplasm. Lineage: Eukaryota; Metazoa; Chordata; Lepidosauria; Squamata; Cordylidae. The transcript has 28 exons. The record is from RefSeq and is a predicted model, not a curated record. Gene Ontology annotation, molecular function: phosphatidylinositol-3,4-bisphosphate 4-phosphatase activity.